Lasiodiplodia theobromae is the source of this 1578-nucleotide messenger RNA. RefSeq names its product Rhamnogalacturonase b. The coding region runs from base 1 to 1578 and encodes 525 amino acids. Gene Ontology annotation, molecular function: polygalacturonase activity. The transcript has a single exon. Gene Ontology annotation, biological process: carbohydrate metabolic process. Lineage: Eukaryota; Fungi; Ascomycota; Dothideomycetes; Botryosphaeriales; Botryosphaeriaceae. The record is from RefSeq and is a predicted model, not a curated record.
AUGCCUUCGUUCAAGUCUACCCUCGUUUCUGCUCUCGCUCUCGUUCCCGCACUGGUUGCGGGUGAGCUCUCCGGCUCCGUCGGCCCCCUCACUUCUGUCUCGGACAAGAAGGCCACCAAGACGUGCGAUGUCACCGACUACGGUGCCAAGGCCGACAAGACUACCGACCUGGGCGCUGCUCUGGCCUCUGCCCACGCUGACUGCAAGUCCGGUGGUCUCAUCGUCAUCCCCGAGGGCGACUAUGCCAUCUCGACGUGGGUGAAGCUGGCCGGUGGUUCGGCAUGGGCGCUCCAGAUUGACGGCACCAUCUACCGUACCGGCACCGAUGGCGGCAACAUGGUCUUCAUCGAGCACACCAGCGACGUCGAGGUCUUCUCCAGCACCGGCAAGGGUGCCUUCCAGGGCAACGGCUACGAGUUCCACAAGGAUGGCUCCAUCUCCGGCCCGCGUAUCCUGCGCUUCUAUGACACCACUGACUUCUCGGUGCACGAUCUCGCCCUGGUUGACUCGCCCUCCUUCCACUUCUCCAUUGACACGUGCAAGAACGGCGAGAUCUACAACCUCGCCAUCCGUGGCGGUGAUCACGGUGGUCUGGACGGCAUUGACGUGUGGAGCGACAACAUGUGGAUCCACGAUGUCAUGGUCACCAACAAGGACGAGUGCGUGACGGUCAAGUCGCCCGCGCACAACGUGCUGGUCGAGAACAUCUACUGCAACUGGUCGGGCGGCUGCGCCUUCGGCUCGCUGGCCGAGGACACUGACAUCUCGGACAUCACCUACCGCAACGUCUACACGGUCAACUCCAACCAGAUGAUGAUGAUCAAGUCGUACGGCGGCAGCGGCACCGUGUCCAACGUCGUCUUCGACAACUUCAUCGGCCGCGGCAACGCCUACUCGCUCGACAUCGACCAGUACUGGGCCUCCAUGUCCGAGGCGUCGGGCGACGGCGUGCAGCUCAACAACCUCACCUUCAGCAACUGGAAGGGCACCUGCGCCAACGGCGCCCAGCGCGGCCCCAUCAAGGUCGCCUGCGCCGACGGCGCCCCCUGCACCGACAUCACCAUCACCGACUUCGCCAUGUGGACCGAGUCGGGCGACAGCAUCUUCUACAGCUGCCGCUCCGGCUACGGCGACGGCGCCUGCCUCAAGUCGUCCGGCAGCGCCGCCUACGACGCCGUCACCACCACCAUCAACUCGGCCCCCUCCGGCUACACCGCCGCCAGCAUGCCCGACGACAUCGAGGACUCGCUCGGCUUCACCGUCGCCAUCGACAUCCCCUCGCUGCCCGCCUCCUACUUCCCCAACGUCGCCCCCAUCUCCCCGCUCAACGCUGCUGCCACUGCUGAGGCCGUUGCCGUCCAGGCCAAGGUCAGCACUUCUGCUGCUGCUUCUACCCCUGCCGCCACUACUCCUGCCGCCUCCACCCUCGUCACCUCCACCAAGGCCGUUGCUUCCGCUGCGCCUGCUACCUCUGCUACCUCUGCUCCCGCUGCUACUUCCUCGGCUGCCUCCGGCGGCAACGGUGGCUGGGGCAACUGGGGCGGCUUCGGCAACUGGGGUUCCUGGGGCAAGAACUAA